Molecule: messenger RNA, 1601 nt
Organism: Onychomys torridus (southern grasshopper mouse)
Lineage: Eukaryota; Metazoa; Chordata; Mammalia; Rodentia; Cricetidae
Product: repetin-like
Exons: 2
Coding region: 514-1446 (310 amino acids)
Source: RefSeq, a predicted model, not a curated record
AUGCUAACAGAGGAAAGGCUAAGAGAGCCUGGCUGCUCAGACUGCAGAAAGUGCCGGUAUUCUAGGUCUGCACCACCAUGCCCAACGCCAUGCAUGUUCUGAAGAUUUCUCUGGUUGCUGAGUGAAAAUGCAAGGAACCCGGGACAGUAUCCCAGCUUACUACAGAGAGACCAGGACAUCAUCCCAGCUUACUACAGAGAGACCAGGACAGCAUCCCAGCUCACUACGGAGAGACCAGGACAUCACCCCAGCUUACUACGGAGAGACCAGGACAUCACCCCAGCUUACUACGGAGAGACCAGGACAGCAUCCCAGCUUACUACGGAGAGACCAGGACAUCAUCCCAGCUUACUACGGAGAGACCAGGACAGCAUCCCAGCUUACUACGGAGAGACCAGGACAGCAUCCCAGCUUACUACAGAGAGACCAGGACAUCAUCCCAGCUUACUAUGGAGAGACCAGGACAUCACCCCAGCUUACUACGGAGAGACCAGGACAGCAUCCCAGCUCACUAUGGAGAGACCAGGACAUCACCCCAGCUUACUACGGAGAGACCAGGACAGCAUCCCAGCUCACUAUGGAGAGACCAGGACAUCACCCCAGCUUACUACGGAGAGACCAGGACAUCACCCCAGCUUACUACGGAGAGACCAGGACAUCACCCCAGCUUACUACGGAGAGACCAGGACAUCACCCCAGCUUACUACGGAGAGACCAGGACAGCAUCCCAGCUUACUACGGAGAGACCAGGACAGCAUCCCAGCUCACUAUGGAGAGACCAGGACAUCACCCCAGCUUACUACGGAGAGACCAGGACAUCACCCCAGCUCACUAUGGAGAGACCAGGACAGCAUCCCAGCUCACUAUGGAGAGACCAGGACAGCAUCCCAGCUCACUAUGGAGAGACCAGGACAGCAUCCCAGCUCACUAUGGAGAGACCAGGACAUCAUCCCAGCUUACUAUGGAGAGACCAGGACAUCAUCCCAGCUUACUAUGGAGAGACCAGGACAUCAUCCCAGCUCACUAUGGAGAGACCAGGACAGCAUCCCAGCUCACUACGGAGAGACCAGGACAUCAUCCCAGCUUACUACGGAGAGACCAGGACAGCAUCCCAGCUCACUAUGGAGAGACCAGGACAGCAUCCCAGCUCACUAUGGAGAGACCAGGACAGCAUCCCAGCUUACUAUGGAGAGACCAGGACAGCAUCCCAGCUUACUACAGAGAGACCAGGACAUCACCCUAGCUUACUACAGAGAGACCAGGACAUCACCCCAGCUCACUACGGAACCUUUCACAUGCCCUGCUGCAGCCCGCAGCCACACUGCCUUCAAGGAAGCCGUGAAUGAGAAUGAUGGCCAGGUCUGUUCUGUCACCAGGGCUCACGGGGUGUCACCAGGGAAUGGAACAGGCUUUCUUUCCACUGUGGCCAGUAGGGUUGACAGCUGAAUGUGGGGAGGAGGUGGGGAGUGACUGAGUGCUAACAAUGAGAAUUCAUCCCAGGCUCCCAAUGGGCAGAGACCAUCUGGACAGAGCCAGAGGCCACUGAAGGGACACCCCUUGGUGAGGAAGACAUUCACUCCAGCCACUUCAGAGAGGCUCUG